CGAGUGAUUGUCGGGUUAUUGCAUUCAGAUGCCUUCAAUGGAGACCUAGAAAGAUACCCUUUUGCCUUUGAAAAGUUUGGCGUCACCCAAGUACGACAGAACUUGAAUGGAGAAGAAUACCCUUACAGAACCCUGCAAUUGACAGGAGACCAAGCCUAUGAAGAUUUGCUGGGCUACGAUCGAUUUCUACAAGCCAUGGGGGCUUACAAUGAAGACAAGAUUCCCAUGCUGCUGCCUAGUGAUUGGGGACAAGGCAACAACUGCACCUUGUUCAUGUUCAACAAUGUGCCCAGUCAAAAAGCCGAUGACCCUCAGUAUCGCAACCCCCGCCAAUCGGGUAAUACGCGAUUGAUCAUUGAUUUUUCUGCCGCUGUGGGACACAACGUCACCAUCUUGGUAUGGAGCGAGUAUGAAAACAUGUACGAGAUCAAUCAUCUGGGAGGUAUAAAGUACAACAUCAACGGCUGAAGUGGCUUCAGACGUCAGAAGACACCGGUCAUGGAGUUUGUGGCGCUCAGUGAUACUGUGUUGCGGACCCUAGCCCUAGAAGAUCCCACUUUACGACGCGUGUUUCAUGGGGUGCAUCCCGCCGACCAGCUUCCCCGUUCCCCUGCCAAGGAGAUCCGUCAAGCGUACAUUGUCAACACCGAUCCAGCGGGAGAACCGGGCCAGCAUUGGUUGGGGCUAUGGACAGAAAAGAACCAAUGCGAGAUCUUUGACAGUUAUGGGCUACCCCUGUACGUGUACACCAACCCGGAGUUGCACCAAUGGUGGAGUCAAUGGAAGUACCUAACGCGCAGUGACCAGACCCUGCAAGCCCUGGAUAGUCAAACCUGUGGCCAUUAUGCGUUAUUUUUUUUGAAAGCUCGUGCGCAAGGACGGUCCUAUCAAGAAUUUUUGAGUCAAUGGAGUUGCGACAAUUUAGUGUUGAAUGAUCAUAAAGUGGCCGACCAGUUGAAACGGGUGAUUAAACAGGAAUUACAAGAUGAAGUCGAUGCCCGACCUGAAGGGGGGCAAAAGAAUGUAAGCCGCCAGGCCUUUAUCACUUGUCAUCAUUGUGAGUGUUGAAAAAUAAAAAACCCAUAAAACGAGAUGAGUCGUGAAAAGAGUGGUCAUUGUAGUUCAUCAUGAUUACGCGAGCUGAUGUGCAGCGCGUAGUGGAUGCGUUCAUUCUCGAAGAAACUUUGUAUUGGUGGGAACACCCCAUCGAACGGGUCAAUACGGUGCAAGGCAUUGACGCGUGGGAUGGGUAUCAUUGGUUAAUGGCUCGACAAUUGGCACAAGACCAAGAUUGGGUGUCCCUCAAACAGUACAUGGACAGCAUGAGCGAAACGUAUUUAAGAGAGACCAUGGAACGAUUGAUUCAGUCCGAAUCGCCACGACUCUACCGCGACUAUUGGACAGUAUGCCCAGACAACGACGACGACGACGACGGCAGCGCACCCGACGACCCCGCUUUCGCCAAAACGGACGCGGGCUCAUGAGCGUGUUACAAAAAGCCUAUAAAAUUGGCGAUAAAUUGGGACGCGACAAACGGUAUAAACGCAUGGGUGCUAAAGGGGCCACCGGUCAUUAUCGACGUCACCCUCGACCGUGGGAAUCAUGAUCCGACAACCCAGUAGUGUGAUCAUCGCAGGCCCCUCGGGCAGUGGCAAGACUGACUUGGUGGAACAAUGGUUACGGUACCUCAACGUCUUUCAAGUCAAACCCCGCAAGAUUGUGUAUGCCUAUGAUCGUUGGCAACCCCGGUUCGAGCGUAUGCAAAAAAAGGAUGGGAUUCAAUUUUAUCGCGGGUUACCGGACCCCCGUCAUUUGACGCAAUGGUUUGGUCGGACGCGCGGCGGGGUACUGGUCUUGGACGAUCUGAUGGAAGAAGGGGGACAAGACAAGCGCGUGUUGGAUUUGUUCACCAAAGAUUCGCAUCAUCGCAACAUCACGGUGUUGUAUUUGACACAAGAUUUAUUCCCGCCUGGUAAAUUUUCCAAGACCAUUAAUCGCAACGCGCAUUACAUUGUGGCCUUCAAAAACCCCCGGGAUCAAACAGGGAUACGGACCGUUUUAUUGCAAGCUUUUCCGGAUCAGUGGCGUCAAGUCUUGCGCCUAUUUAAACGCAUCACGGCCCGUCCCUUUGGCUAUUUGAUGUUGGAUGUGCAUCCUGCGUCGGAUGAUCGCUACCGUUUGUGGAGUCAUUUAACGCCCCGAGAAGGUAAAGCCCAAGUCCAU
Messenger RNA from Porites lobata, 2223 nucleotides. Lineage: Eukaryota; Metazoa; Cnidaria; Anthozoa; Scleractinia; Poritidae. The record is from the annotation of a GenBank genome assembly.